GUGAAACCCUUUGAUCUUCCUCUGGCGUGCUCUCUCCACCUCCUUGCCUCAUCUCUUCUUUCUGAAACCUCAUUGUUUUGGUACCAUCUAAUUAUACGUUUUAAUAUUACUUCUUUCUGAAUUUGUUGUUUGUAAAACCUCCAAUCUCCCUCUCUCUCUCUCUCUCUUUCAAUUCCCUUCUUCUGCUGGUUCUACUUUAGUUGCUUGUUUUUUGUUCAACUCAAACUGAAACAACCGGUGUCUCUUCACUGAGCUGGCUAGGGUGCGUGCUUGUGUGCAUCAGUUCUUGCUGUCUCUGUGUAAGCGCCUGCUGCUUGCUUAUCACUCGUCUGUUGCGUGGAUCUCUGGACCAGAGGCUUGGCUCUCAGCAUGUGGCUGCUGGUGUUUCUGGUGUGGUCCUUGGUCUUCACCGGGGGAACCUACUGGUACCUCUUUGGGACUCGGAGCCCGUUCUCUCUGGAGUCAGUGCGGCCCAAAGAACCAAUAGAACUGGACCAGAGGAAGAGAGACAAGGUCCUGAAGAAAGGUUUCAGUCGGGAGAGAAUCCCAGAGAACCUGGACGCCAUCGUCAUCGGCAGCGGGCUCGGAGGCCUGAGCGCCGCCGCGUGUCUAGCCAAACAAGGGAAGAGGGUUCUAGUUCUGGAACAACACGACCAGGCUGGUGGAUGCUGCCACACCUUCGCGGAGAAAGGCUUUGAAUUCGAUGUUGGUCUUCACUACCUUGGUCAGCUGCACAAAAACAGCCUGUUGCAGGUGGCCUUUGACCAGAUCACAGAAGGCCAGCUGGAAUUUGUGACCCUGCCCCAACACUUUGACACCAUCCACAUUGGCCUGGGAGAGGAACGCCGCGAGUACAGUCUCUACACCGGCAAGACCGCCAUGGAGGCACACUUGAAAAAGCAGUUCCCAGACGACACCGAGGCCGUCGAGAAGUUCUUCAAACUCAUGAAGAUGUGUGCCAGAAAGACCCACUUGCUGCCUUGCCUGAAGCUCAUCCCCCGCUGGCUGGCCCUCUUCCUGCUCAAGUCCGGCAUCGCUGACCUUUACUGCAACAUCUUCCGUCUGUCUGGCACCAGCGCCACCACCUGGGCUGACCAGGUCACCAGCAACAAGGACCUCCAGGUCAUCUUCUCAUACCUCUUCUAUGGUGUGCCUCCCAGGGACUCCAGCAUUCUUAUCAAUGCCCUCCUCAUCCACCACUACAAGCGUGGAGCCUACUAUCCUAGAGGGGGCGCCAGUGAGAUCCCCUACCACAUCAGCAACACCAUCCGCAAGUAUGGCGGUGAAGUGCUGGUGAGAGCUCCGGUCACUCGAAUCCUGUUGGAUAAAGAUGGCGCUGCCUGUGGUGUGGCGGUGAGGAAAGGCCAAGGGGAAGUGGAGGUGAAAGCCCCCAUCGUGAUCUCCAACUGCGGACUCUUCAACACCUUCAAGAACUUUCUGCCUCCCGAGGUUCACAUGAAGCAUGACAUCCAGGCACGUCUGGACCUGGUAAAACCGGGAAGAGGUUGCUUCCUCGUAUUCUCUGGCUUCCAUGCCACCCCUGAAGAGCUCGACAUUGGGUCAACCAACACAUGGCUCUUCAGGAACAACGACAUGGAUGGAUUGAUGGAUAAUUACUUCAGUUUGAGCAAAGAGGAGGCUCCUGACAAUAUCCCCAUGAUGUACUUCACUUUCCCGUCUGCCAAAGACCCGACAUCUAAAGUUAAACACCCAGGUAAAACCUGCAUGACCAUCCUGGCCAUGGUGAACUACGAGUGGUUUGAGGAGUGGAAGGACACAACCGUCAGAAAGAGAGGAGACGACUACACAGAGUACAAGAUGAGAUUCGCCAACAAUCUCUUUAACUGGGCCUGUGAGCAUUUCCCCAAACUAAAAGACAAGCUGGUGUACCAGGAGGUGUCCACCCCCCUGUCCAACGCACACUACCUAGGAGCACACCGGGGCGCCAUGUACUCCUCCGAGCAAAACCUGGCACGCUACGACCCCAUUUCCAUGGCCAAGAACCGCUGUGACACACCCAUUAAAAACCUUUACAUCUCAGGUCAGGACGUGUUCAGCUGUGGUAUUGCGGGGGCCCUGCACGGUGGGCUGAUCUGUGCUUCCAUAGUACUUGGUCACAUCCUCUACGUCGACCUCUUGUUUAUAAAGAAGAAACUUAAAAAGAACAGCGUUGUUCAGGCGUUGCAAAAAAUGUUUUGUUAGUCGUAAUCGUAGUUGAUAGCCUCUGGCCAAAAAUCGAUCUCAAUGCCUUAAUCAGUACAGUGACAGGGACAUUGUGCUGUAGAAGAUGCCGUCCUUCGGAUGAGACGUUAAACAGGGGUCCUGACUCACUGUGGUCAUUAAAGAUCCCAUGGCACUUAUCACAGGGAGUAGGGGGUUCCCCACUGUCCUGACUAAAUUCCCAACCUAGCUCAUUUAGUCUGGCCCCCUAAUCAUCCCCCAGUGUCAUUGGCCCAUUCAAUCUGGCCCCCUAAUCAUCCCCCAGUGUCAUU
Molecule: messenger RNA, 2492 nt
Organism: Alosa sapidissima (American shad)
Lineage: Eukaryota; Metazoa; Chordata; Actinopteri; Clupeiformes; Clupeidae
Product: inactive all-trans-retinol 13,14-reductase-like
Exons: 11
Coding region: 370-2202 (610 amino acids)
Molecular function (GO): oxidoreductase activity
Source: RefSeq, a predicted model, not a curated record